Messenger RNA from Saprolegnia diclina VS20, 738 nucleotides. RefSeq lists its product as hypothetical. The coding region runs from base 1 to 738 and encodes 245 amino acids. The record is from RefSeq and is a predicted model, not a curated record. The transcript has 8 exons. Gene Ontology annotation, biological process: TOR signaling. NCBI's taxonomy places the organism in Eukaryota, Oomycota, Saprolegniomycetes, Saprolegniales, Saprolegniaceae. Gene Ontology annotation, cellular component: cytosol.
AUGGCCCAGCCAGCGGUGGUCGACGGCCGCCAUGUGUUUGCGUACGCUGGAUGGACGUUCGAGACCACCAAGCGUGGCGCGCUGAGCUCGACUGCGCGGUCGGCCAUGAGCGACCGCUUCCACUUGCCGCACGUACCGCUGCCCGAAAUGCUCUUUGGUGACAACCUCUUGCAGGCGACGCACGAGGCGUCGGGCUGGCGCGUGGCCUUUUGCGCGGAAGACGCGCUCGCGACGUGGGCGACCGCCCAGCGAGACGCGCACCACGUCGAGGCCACCGCAUUCGACGUUACGUACUCGUGCGCGUACCGCGGGACGCAUCCCGAGCACGUGACGCCGCAGUCGACAUGCGAGACGCUGCCACUCGAUCGGCUGCGCGAACACGCCGCCAUCCUCUUUUACGACGACGUCAUCCUCUUUGAAGACGACGUGCGUGACCUCGGCGACGUCGAGUGCAGUGUCAAGCUCCGCGUCAUGCCGUUUGGCUUUCUCAUUCUGUGCCGCUUCUUUGCCCGCGUCGACAACAAGUGCGUCAAGCUCCACGAUGCGCGCUACUAUCACAGCUUUGACACGACGUACGUACUCCGCGACUACGAGACACGCCACGCCGAGCACAGCGAGCUGCAAACGCUCCUUCAACCCCCAAAGACGGAUGACAUGACGGUCGACACGCCUCUGGGUGUUGUUCUGACGGCCAAUGUCGUCUACGAUGCUGUCACGCCGCACCUUGGCGCCAAAUGA